This is a messenger RNA of Ceutorhynchus assimilis (cabbage seed weevil), 1696 nucleotides long. NCBI's taxonomy places the organism in Eukaryota, Metazoa, Arthropoda, Insecta, Coleoptera, Curculionidae. The record is from the annotation of a GenBank genome assembly.
GGUCAAUAGAAGAUAAUAUAUAAAUACCAAUUUGGUUGGGAAUUGUUUCAUUAGUUUGUGAAUAGAUUUUUUGGUACCUAGUGAGUUUUGAAAAAAAUGAAUGGGAGAGACGCUGCUGCCCGCCAACUUGAGGAGUGGCAAAAGAAAAAUGAGGAUAAAAUUGGUUAUGCAUCGAACAGUGCCGGAGUUGCAAUCGUUAAUCCGAAAACUAGUUUGACUCUUGGCGAAUAUGGGUUGAUUCCUCUGCGAGAUUGGCAAAUGGUGGAAGCCCUUAGUCAUUUCCAUAGGGAACGAAUUCCAGAAAGAAUUGUCCAUGCAAAGGGAGCUGGUGCUUUUGGAUAUUUCACUUGUACCAAAGAUCUAAGUCAGUACACAAUGUCCAAAGUGUUUGAAUCAGUGGGAAAACGAACACCAAUUGCAUCGAGAUUUUCUUCAGUGGCUGGUAAUUUGGGAUCAGCUGAUACUGUUAGAGAUCCUCGAGGUUUUUCUUUAAAAUUCUACACUGAAGAAGGCAUAUGGGACUUGGUGGGUAACAACACGCCAAUAUUCUUCAUGCGCGAUCCCAUUUUGUUUCCAAUGUUUAUUCAUAGCCAAAAAAGAAAUCCUGUUACCAAUGUGAGGGAUUGGGAUGCUUUUUGGGACUGGAUAUCGUUGAACCCGAUGAGUGUUCAUCAGGUAAUGUUUCUAUUUUCCGACCGCGGAAUACCCAGAGGACACAGACACCAACACGGUUUUGGAUCGCACACCUUUUCUCUUAUUAACAAAGAUAGAAAAUUGACUUGGUGUAAGUUUAUAUAUAAAACUGAUCAAGGAGUCGAGAACUUUGAGGACCCAGAAGAAGCUGAUAGAGUUGCCGGCAAAGAGCCAGAUUUUGCAGUCAAAGACUUGUACAAUGCAAUUGCCGAAAAAAACUAUCCUUCGUGGACUUUUUACAUUCAAGUGAUGACACCAGAACAAGCCAAGAAUCAACCGUUCAAUCCGUUCGAUAUUACGAAGGUUUGGCCCCACAAAAAUUUUCCUCUGAUUAAAGUGGGCAAGUUUGUGCUCAAUCGCAACCCUAGCAAUUACUUCGCCGAAGUGGAACAGCUGGCAUUCAGUCCUAACAACUUGACUCCUGGAAUAGGCGAUUCCCCGGACCGACUUCUACAAGGAAGAUUGUAUUCCUAUCAAGAUGCUCAUCGUUAUCGUCUUGGGGUUAAUUUCCAACAAUUACCUGUUAAUCGACCAGUAAACCCAACUAACAACUUUCAACGUGAUGGCACCAUGUGCUACUUCAACCAAGGAGGAGCCCCAAAUUACUAUCCCAACAGUUUUGGAGGACCUCAGCCCGAUCCAGAUGCCGCUACUUGGACACCACCUCCUCAACGUUUCGAAGGAUAUGAAGAUUAUUACCCUCAGAUUUACGAUGAAAACAAUUACUCGCAGCCAAGAGUUUUUUGGGAGAAAGUUUUGGAUGAUCGUGCCAAAACAAGAUUGGUCAAUAACUUAGUUGGAGCUAUUAAGCUAGCUAACAAAGGAAUCCAGGAAAAAACAGUUGAUAUGUUCAAAAAUGUGAGUGAUGACUUGGGUGCUAGAUUGAAAAGCAAACUUCUUGGAAGUACCAGAGUUGUGCAACUAUAAGCUCAAGUUAUUCAUUUAUCAAAUAUAUAAUUAUUAUUUUAUUGGAAAUAUAUAACUACUUACUGUAUCCUAACAA